Anguilla anguilla (European eel) is the source of this 2870-nucleotide messenger RNA. RefSeq names its product BAR/IMD domain containing adaptor protein 2 like 1b (gene baiap2l1b). NCBI's taxonomy places the organism in Eukaryota, Metazoa, Chordata, Actinopteri, Anguilliformes, Anguillidae. Gene Ontology annotation, molecular function: protein binding. The transcript has 14 exons. Gene Ontology annotation, cellular component: cytosol; nucleoplasm. The record is from RefSeq and is a predicted model, not a curated record. Gene Ontology annotation, biological process: positive regulation of actin filament polymerization; actin filament bundle assembly; plasma membrane organization. Bases 405 to 1880 code for a protein of 491 amino acids.
UCGCCUUUCAUAACGCUGAGCCUGCAACGGGGCAGGCGUGACGUCGGUGGUGGAGCCUACCUUUGCCUGCCUCCGCACUGCCGCACACGUUUGACAGCUCAGCUCUCGAUCCGCAUUGCCCGUAGGCGUACGACUGCGCGCUUGCCCCAGUCUUGCUGCUGGUCGCCUCGUGAAAUAAUACAUACUUUAUUGGGUAGAGGUAAAUAUCCUAAACGAGGCAAACUCAACCCCACUUGCACGGUAGGCUAUUAUGUAGGGAUUUACACCGUUUAAGACUUGGAUGUUCCCACACAACUCGUCUGGUGGUGGCUGUUUUUAUUUAUUUCGGUUGGGAGAGAAACCCAUCGGAUUGUUCCUCAUUUGAAAUAGGAUAAAGGGAUAUAAACCUUUAAAGGGAUAUAAACAUGUCCAGGGAUCCAGAAGAAGUCAGCAAGCUCACCGAAAGUACAUACAAGAAUGUUAUGGAACAGUUCAACCCCGGGCUACGGAACCUGGUCACCCUGGGAAAAAACUAUGAGAAGGCAGUGGGUGCCAUGAACCUUGCAGGAAAAACGUACUUUGAGGCCGUGUCAAAAAUAGGGGAGAAUGCCGCAGUGUCACCAGUCUCCAGGGAACUGGGUGUUGUGCUAAUGGAGAUCUCUGAAGCGCACAAGAAGAUCCACUUAGAGUUAGAGGAGAAUUUCAAAAUAUUUCACAAAGAGAUCAUCACAGAGCUGGAGAAGAAGACAGACAUGGAUGUGAAAUACAUGAAUGCCACCUUUAAGAGGUACCAGUCGGAGCACAAAAUGAAGCAAGACUCGGUGGAGAAGUCCCAAUAUGACCUGAAGAAACUGCGCAAGAAGAGCCAAGGAAAAAACAACAGCAAGUAUCAAAGCAGAGAGAAUGAGUAUCUGGAGACGCUGUCAUCCCGGCAGAUGGACAUGCAGAUGUUCGUAGCGGACGGCUGUAAGGAAGCCCUGGUGGAGGAGAAGAGGCGGUUCUGUUUCCUGGUGGAUAAACAUUGCGCAUACGCCUAUCACGUUGCCACCUUCCACGAAAAGGCGAAGGAGCUGCUGGCGUCGAAGGUGCCCUGCUGGCAGGAUAAGUGCUGUGAUGCCACAGACGUCCCAGAGACUGUGGUGUCCAUGAUCGAGGGGCUGAAGUCAGUCACACCCCAGCCGUCCCCCUCCUUUCCUCACGAAGGGAACCAUGUCAGGGCAAACUCCGACUCCGUGAUCCCACCCCCAGCCCCACCUCUGAAGGCCCACUCCAGCCCCCUCACCAGCAUGUUCACCCCGGACCCUCCCACGGCACCCAUCGUAGCCGACCACUCCUCAGAUUACAGCGAGGCGUCCAGCCUUUCCAGGUCUGUGUCCGUCUCCUCGGGCCUGAACACGGUGAAGAGGCCCAAGGUUCAAACCAUCUUCCCCCACACGGCCGAGAACAAUGACACGCUGCUCAGCUUCGAGGAGGGCGACGUCGUCACGCUGCUCAUCCCAGACGAGCGGGACGGCUGGCUGUACGGCGAGCUCGACAGGACCGGCCUGAGGGGCUGGUUUCCAUCUUCUUACUGCCGUUUAUACUCAGAGUCACUGACAAGCAGCAGCCCGGAUACGUCCGCACACAGCUCGAGCAUGCUGAACCUCACGCAGCCGGGCGGUGAGGAGUAUGAUGAUGAUGAUGAAGAUGACGUGCCCGUGAUUCUGCCCCCAGCGGACUACGUGGACUCGCCCAGCAACAGCGAUGUCAGUCUGCCUCUCACGCCCACAUCUGAGAGCCCCGUGAGUGUGUCUCAAGCCAAUGGCCUCCCUACGCUGCCCUUCCUGGGGGGGGGGAACCCCUUUCUCGCAGUCAAACUCCGGCCCACGGUCACCAACGACAGAUCGGCCCCCGCGGUAUAGCGCUCAGGCCAGCGUGGAAGUUUCUCCAUGGCAACCUCCGAGAGGGGUGGAGCCAGAACCAACGACCAACGAACCUCCACCUCACAGCCUCCUUAACAUCUUAAACACCGCCCCACCCUCACCCCUCCUCCCACCCCAGGACCCAGACUCUUAUUGUAAGCAUGCCUGUGCACCCUGCCCUAUGUAGCCUGCUCAGCAGUGAGACAGGAAGGACCAAAGUGGACUGGGUGGGACAGUAAUCCUCUAUUCCCAGAUGCCAUGUUUCAUUUAAACAACCAAAAGCUGAACAAAAACAAACUCUCAGCUGCACAGGCUUAGGGCCACACCGUUUAUUUAUGUCAAACUAAUCCUCAGAUAUACAUUUUCCAAUAUUCUUUCGUUUAAUAUGCAAAUGAAUGUUUUGUCAUGCUCUAUGUGGACAAGCCCAAGCAAAUAAUUGCUUCUGUUCCACACAAGUUUUAGAAAUGUCUAUACAUGGUGAGAUUUUGCCUCUGCUUGUUAAAAAUGAUACGUUAUAAAUGGAGUGUUCCAUAGGACUAUAGGUAAAUGUGUUCUACACGGGAUACAAAUGAGGUUCAUCACACACCAUUGCUGCAGUUCACAGCGAGUCCAAAGUAAACAGCAGAUCAGGGUAAGGUGCAUGUGUUGUUAUACAUUGAUGGUUUUUUGCAAAGCAAACCCUUCCUAUGUUGGGUAUACAUGGUCAAUCUGUCAGAUUUGUUUCUUCAUACAGAUGUAAAAAUUAUCUUUUGAAGGGAAAAAACUUCUGAAGGCUUUAGGAUUCAGCUCCUGCGCACCCUGAUGGCAAUAUGUGGGCUAUUAUAAAAAUAAUUGUCACUUUCAGAUAUUGCAAUAUAUUUUUAAAAAACACAUUGCUAUGAAAUAUAUUUUUAUUUUCCAUAAAGUCCACAUAUUUACGAUAUAUUCCAGAAUGCUCAAGUUCAGGGCAGAUAUCAGUGCUUGCUGUAUUUCUGUCCCAUGGGCAGGCAG